Messenger RNA from Nicotiana tabacum (common tobacco), 405 nucleotides. The record is from RefSeq and is a predicted model, not a curated record. Lineage: Eukaryota; Viridiplantae; Streptophyta; Magnoliopsida; Solanales; Solanaceae.
AUGGAUAGGCUGCAGAAGUGGGGAAUGCAGGUGGACCAGGAGUGUGUCUUGUGCAAGCAAGCCAAUAAAACUAUACAACACUUGUUCUUUGAAUGCACAUAUGCAAAGGCAUUAUGGAGCACACUGCUAACAUGGCAAGGAAUUAGAAGACCUAUAGCUGGCUGGGAUGAGGAACUACGUUGGGCUGAAAGAAAGACUAAAAGAAAUACAGCUGCUGCAGAAUUGUAUAAAAUGACAGUAGCAGCAACAAUAUACCAUGUUUGGCAAGAAAUGAAUACCAAAUUUUUUCAAGCAAAGGAGACAGGUUGGGAAGCAGUGAGUAAGAGAAUCAUUCAGGAGAUACAUUGUCGAAGUACCAAGCAUACAAUGGGAAUACUACAUAGAUUAGAUUGGUACCCAGUGUAA